CCCGCUAAAAAUUUUAAUUUUUUGUGUUUGCGGGUAAUUUUUAGGUUUGUUUGUAAACAAAACCGAAUAUCACGUGCAUUUAUUAUGCAUUAGAUGUAAUACAAACAGACCAUUCUUAUUUCCAAAAUGCCUGGCUACCUAAAGUAUAUUGAUGUGGACAAUUUUAAGUCUUACAAAGGAAAGCAGCGUCUUGGUCCUUUCAAAAAGUUUACAGCCAUCAUUGGACCAAAUGGAUCAGGUAAAUCUAACUUGAUGGAUGCUAUCAGCUUUGUCUUAGGAGAGAAGACGUCUAAUCUUAGAGUUAAAAGAUUAGGGGAUUUGAUUCAUGGAGCACCCAUUGGACGUCCAGCUGCAAAUAAGGCACUAGUUACAGCUGUGUACACUGACUCCGAUAGUGAAAAGGAGAUUAACUUCACUCGGAUUAUUCAAGGCAACUCAUCAGAUCACAAGAUCAAUGGAACGUCUGUUUCGGCAGCUCAGUACGCAGCAGAGUUGGCCAAGAUCGGUGUUCUGGUCAAGUCGAAAAACUUCCUUGUCUUUCAAGGUACAGUGGAGAGUAUUGCAAUGAAGAAUGCCAAAGAGAGGACUGCAAUGUUUGAGGAGAUUAGCAAAUCUGGGGAGCUAAAAUCUGAGUAUGAUCAAGCAAAAGCCGAUAUGUUGAAGGCAGAAGAAGACACCCAAUUUAAUUACCACAAAAAGAAAGGAAUUGCUGCUGAAAAGAAAGAAGCAAAGAUGGAGAAAGAUGAAGCUGAACGUUAUCAAAGACUGCAAGAAGAACUAGCUGAGAAGGAGGUAGAAUUGCAGCUGUUUCGUCUGUAUCACAAUGAGCGAGAUAUUGAUGAGAUUUCUGAAGAACUAACAACCAAGCAAAACCAACUGGAUAAGGAAAUCCGCAAGCGAGACCGAAUUGAGGACGAAGUAAAAGACAAGAAGAAAGAGCAGGGCAAACUUUCCCGAGAACUCACAAAAAUUGAGCAGCACAUCAAAGAAUCGGAAGUGGAAUUAAACAAGAAAAGACCUCAGUACAUCAAAGCUAAGGAGAAGACUGCUCAUAUGAUCAAGAAGUUGGAUUGUGCUAAGAAAUCUUUAAAGGCUGCAAGGAAGACUCAUGACAACCAUGAACAAGAGAUCAAUGAAUUAGAGACGGAACUGGAGGAAAUUGAGAAGAAGAAAAAUGAAUUUGAUCAGAAAAUGGAAGAAGAGUCUAUGUCACAAGGGAAAUCACUCCAGCUGGAAGAAUCUCAGGUGAACGAGUACCACAGAUUAAAGGAAGAAGCUGGGAAGAGAGCCGCCCGCAAUUUACAGGAGCUUGAGUCAAUCAGCCGUGAACAGAAGUCUGAUCAGGAUCGCUAUGACAACGAGACGCGGAAGAAAAAUGAGGCAUUAGCUAAGAUAAAACAGAAGGAACACGAAAUGGAGGAAAACAGAAAAAGAGUUGACAAACUAAAUGAGUAUAUUAGAACGAGCACCCAGGCUGUGUCUGAGCAGAGACAGGUUGAGCGUGAACUGUCAGAUGAGGUGGAGAUCGCCAACAGUCGCAUCGAUGAGAUCAACAGAGAACUCGAGGAUAUUGUCAUACAGCUGGGAGAAGCUAAGGUUGAUAAGCAUGAAUCGGCAAGAGCUAUGAAAAAAGCGGAGUUGCUAGAUAAUUUGAAGCGUCUUUUCCCCGGAGUGCACGGUCGCCUUAUCGAUCUCUGUGAGCCCAGUCACAAGAAAUAUCAAGUAGCUAUUACAAAAGUGUUGGGCAAGUAUAUGGAUGCCAUUGUUUGUGACUCGGAGAAGACCGCCAAGGACUGCAUCCAGUACAUGAAGGAACAGCGAAUUGAACCGGAAACGUUCUUGCCACUUGACUAUCUCGAUGUCCGGCCAUGCAAUGAGAAACUCAGAGAUAUUCGAGAGCCAAAGAAUGUGAAGUUGGUGAUAGAUGUGAUCCGAUAUGAUCCCCCAGUCAUCAAAAAGGCUCUCUUGUUCGCCUGCGGCAAUGCUCUCGUUGCAGAGACUGUCGAAGAUGCUCGCAGAGUUGCGUUCGGCAGCACAGAAAGACACAAGUCUGUGGCAUUGGAUGGUACACUUUUCCAGAAGUCUGGUAUCAUAUCUGGAGGUGCAAGUGAUUUGCGAGCAAAAGCCAGACGAUGGGAUGAGAAAAUGUUGAAUCAGUUGAAGUCAAGGAAGGAACGACUCCAGGAGGAGUACAAGGAACACAUGAAGAAGAAGAGGAAGGAAUCUGAGCUAAACACGAUCAAAUCUCAAAUCAAGGGCUUGGAGACCAGGCUGAAAUACUCUGUCACUGACAGAGACAACACACAAAACAAACAGUUACUGCAGAAUGAGAAAGACUUGAUGGUGUACAAUGAGAUGGUGAAAUCAUUUGAUCCAAGAAUGGCAGAAAUUGACCGACGGAUGUCAGAGCGGGGUGACAAAAUCAAGCAGUUAAAAGACAAGAUGAACCGAGUUGAAGAUGAAGUAUUUUCUGAUUUCUGCGAACAGAUUGGUGUGGCAAAUAUCAGGCAAUAUGAGGAGCGUGAACUGCGUAUUCAGCAAGAAAGAGAGAAAAAGCGACUUGAGUUUCAAAAUCAGAAAUUCAGGCUUCAAAAUCAGAUUGAAUUUGAGAGAUCCCGUGAUACUGGAGAAAAUGUUCUGAAGUGGGAGAAAACCGUACAGACUGAUGAACGGGAACUGGAAAAAGUUAAAAAUGAGGAACAGAAACAUAUGAAGGUGAUAGACGAGGAGAUGCAGAAUCAGGAGAAGCUCAAACAGUCGAAGAUGAUGGCCAAGUCUCAGAUCGACGACGUGGAAGGUGAGAUGGCCGAGAUCAAGAAGAGACUGUCGUCACACCAGAAAGACGUCACUGCCAUUUCCAAGGUUAUCACGUCGCUCGAGACGAAGCUGGAGCAGAAACGAGCCGACAGACACAGUUUGCUGAAAACAUGCAAGAUUGAAGAUAUCCAACUGCCUAUGAAGAGAGGCACGAUGGACGACAUUAGCCAGGAAGGCGAUGUGUCCAGUCAGCCGGAGGCCAGCCAGGAGACGCCAUCAGACAGCAUGUCCAGUCAGGGUGCUAAAGCCAUCUACGAAAAGGAGGCCAAGAUCCGCAUCGAUUACUCCAGUCUCAGCGAUGACUACUUGGAUCUGGAACACGAUGAAGUGAAAAGGGUUCUCGAUUCACUGAACAAGGCAGUCUCAGAUAUGAACACCACUUUGCAGAGAAUUAAUGCCCCCAAUAUGAAAGCUAUGGAAAGGCUUGAUGGUGUGAAGGAGAGGCUGGUUUUAACAUCGGAAGAAUUUGAAAAUGCCAGAAAGCGUGCCAAGAGAGCUAAGCAGGUGUUUGAGAAAAUACGCAAGGAGAGGUACGACCGAUUCAUGUCAUGUUUCGACCACGUGGCCACUCGCAUUGACGACAUUUAUAAGGCUCUUGCCAGAAAUCAGAGUGCCCAGGCGUUCCUUGGUCCCGAGAACCCCGAAGAGCCGUAUCUGGACGGUAUCAACUAUAACUGCGUGGCCCCAGGGAAACGCUUCCGACCCAUGGAUAACUUGUCUGGAGGAGAGAAAACCGUCGCAGCUCUCGCUCUCUUGUUCGCCAUUCACAGUUUUCAACCAGCUCCCUUCUUUGUUCUCGAUGAGAUUGAUGCUGCACUAGACAACACUAAUAUUGGCAAGGUUGCAGCUUACAUCCGUGACCAAUCACAGAACCACUUUCAGAUCAUCGUGAUUUCUCUAAAAGAGGAGUUCUACAACCGUUCCGAUUCUCUGAUUGGUAUAUACCCAGAGCAAGGUGACUGUAUCAUCAGCAACAGUUUGACCCUUGACCUCACAGAUUAUCCUGAUCCCCAUGCCCACGAAGAGGAUCACAUGCCGAUUGUUCGAUAGCAUCAUUGACAAACAUUUUAAUGUGACUCAUCAUGUAUACCAGAAACACAUGUUAACCUUCAUUUUAUCACCCAUACAACAUGGUGCAUUUAUUGUUUAAUGUGACACAUCGUGUAUACCAGAAACACAUGUUAACCUUCAUUUCAUCACCCAUACAACAUGGUGCAUUAAUUGUUGAAUGUGCUUACUAACUAUCUGUGUUCAUUUGUCAGUAGACUAUAACCAUAAUUCUGUGAAUUACACAUUGCUUGUGACAUAACAUUUGUGUAUUAAUUAUAUUUUAAACAUGCAUUUUGCAAAUUUGUUAUGUAGAUUCUUGAAGGAUAGUUCUAUUGAAACUGUCUCCAACAAAACAACUUCUUGAUCUGGAUCCAUAAUCUUGUAUUUGUGAGCAUUGGCAGGGUAGAUUGAAUAUGCUUUUAUAACAUCAUCCAUUGAGUUCAGACAAAUUUGAGUCUUUCACCAAAGACUAGAAUAGGUUAAAAGUUGAAAAUAAUUUCCAAUGUAUUAACAGGGCUUCUAGAAUUGUGAUAAAAAUCCACUAGCCAUGGGAUCAGUGAUUUAAAACAUUUACUAAACCUACUUAAGUAAAUACAAUUUUACUAAUAGGAAUAAUUGGAUAUGUUAUCUAAAGUAGUUAGAUGGAGCUUAAAAACCCUUAGAUAUGAGGGGAGGAAAGGGCUUCAUCAUCUUCAUAAAUCAAGGCUAAUAUUCGUUCCUCGUAUUCAGCCUUGAUACAUGUAGUCAAGAUUACUGAUAUCCACUACUAGCGCCCUCUAUUGGAAGAAAAUUUGUAAAUCCGAUUAUGUC
Molecule: messenger RNA, 4677 nt
Organism: Gigantopelta aegis
Lineage: Eukaryota; Metazoa; Mollusca; Gastropoda; Neomphalida; Peltospiridae
Product: structural maintenance of chromosomes protein 1A-like
Exons: 28
Coding region: 127-3867 (1246 amino acids)
Biological process (GO): sister chromatid cohesion
Cellular component (GO): nucleus; chromosome; cohesin complex
Molecular function (GO): ATP hydrolysis activity; DNA binding; protein binding
Source: RefSeq, a predicted model, not a curated record